Knipowitschia caucasica is the source of this 549-nucleotide messenger RNA. The record is from the annotation of a GenBank genome assembly. NCBI's taxonomy places the organism in Eukaryota, Metazoa, Chordata, Actinopteri, Gobiiformes, Gobiidae.
AUGAGGGGGAAUAAACCUCCUCAACCUCUACAAGAGGACGCUAUUUUCAAGGGUCUGGAUCCUGCGGUUCAGGAGUUCUUGAAUUGGAAGAUCAAGAAAAUGAACGAAGUUAUGAAUCACAAAUCCAAAAGCUUCCAAGAAAUCAUAGAAAACAAACUGAUGGAGAUCCAGACGCUGAAGGCGACACUGGCAAAGUUAAAGAGCGAUCAGGAGCAGGCGGCGAGAGCGCGAGACUCGCCCAGUCUCGAGCUCAAAGCUCUCAAAACUGAACUGCUGCGACACAAGUCCAAGAACGAGAUGCUGCAGAAGGAAAGUGCCGAAGCCAGUGCUCUCGUCAAGAAGCACAAGAAAGACUGCGAGAAAUCAGACAAGAAAGUCUUGGAGCUGAAGGCCAUGUACGCGGAACAGAAGGACAAGUACGAGAAACAGCUGUCAGAACAGGCCAACGCUCAAGCCAAGAGAGUGGACGAACUUAAGAAACUGAACAAGGCAUUGAAAGAGGACCUGAGCCUUCAGAGCAGAGACUGGGAGAAGAACAAAAACAGUUAG